Molecule: messenger RNA, 1661 nt
Organism: Manihot esculenta (cassava)
Lineage: Eukaryota; Viridiplantae; Streptophyta; Magnoliopsida; Malpighiales; Euphorbiaceae
Product: WD repeat-containing protein DWA2
Exons: 13
Coding region: 124-1188 (354 amino acids)
Biological process (GO): protein ubiquitination
Molecular function (GO): protein binding
Source: RefSeq, a predicted model, not a curated record
GGUUCACCAGAAACGAAAUCGGAAGAAAAACAUCUCUACUUAUUAGACUUAGCAUGGAGAGUUAGCUAGUUUUAUGCUUUUGUAGUGGUGUCGACCGCCGAUUGCUCAAUAAAGGAAAAGAAAAUGCAGGGAGCAUCUUCAGGCAUAGGAUAUGGUCUCAAAUAUCAGGCUAGAUGCAUAUCAGAUGUGAAAGCAGACACCGAUCACACUAGCUUCAUCACUGGUACUCUCAGCCUCAGAGAGGAAAAUGAGGUGCAUUUGAUUCGUCUCUCAUCUGGUGGAACUGAACUCAUAUGCGAGGGCUUGUUUUCGCAUCCGAAUGAGAUAUGGGACCUCUCUUCGUGUCCCUUUGAUCAACGCAUCUUCUCCACUGUCUUCUCUACUGGUGAAUCAUAUGGAGCAGCUGUGUGGCAGAUUCCUGAGUUAUAUGGCCAGCUAAAUUCACCUCAAUUAGAAAAAAUUGCUUCUCUUGAUGCACACUCUGGCAAGAUUAAUUGCAUUUUGUGGUGGCCAUCUGGGAGAAAUGAUAAGCUGAUCAGCAUUGAUGAGGAAAAUCUUUUCCUGUGGAGUUUAGACUGCUCUAGGAAAGCAGCCCAGGUACAAUCUAAGGAGUCAGCUGGUAUGUUGCAUUACUUAUCUGGUGGAGCCUGGGACCCACAUGAUGUGAAUGCUGUUGCAGCAACUUGUGAAUCCUCAAUCCAGUUUUGGGAUCUACGAACAAUGAAUAAGACAAAUUCAAUUGAGUGUGCCCAUGUGCGCAAUGUGGACUAUGACACCAAGAAGAAGCACAUACUUGUUACUGCAGAGGAUGAAUCUGGGAUACAUGUAUGGGACCUUAGAAUGCCAAUGGUUCCUAUCAAAGAACUCCCUGGACAUGCACACUGGACGUGGGCUAUUGCAUGUAACCCUGAGUAUGAUGGACUGAUUCUGAGUGGUGGCACAGAUUCAACAGUUAACUUGUGGCUGGCUCCUACAUCAACUGGUGAUGGGAUGACAUCUGAGAGCAUGGUUGAGUCACCAACACAUCUAGUUGAUCCGUUGCUUAAUUCAUACAGUGAUUAUGAAGACAGUGUUUAUGAUCUUGCUUGGAGUUCUCGUGAGCCUUGGAUUUUUGCUUCUUUAUCUUAUGAUGGAAGAGUAGUUGUAGAAUCAGUAAAGCCUUUUCUCUCCAAAAAGUGGACUCAAUGAAGUUUGUCCUUGUCUAACUCAUCUGGUUUUCCACUGCCUAAUGUAAAUUGUUAAGAGAGGACCACAAAGAAGAACCACGCCUAAAGCAUGAUUUUGGGUAGGUACCGCAGAGAACCUAUUGCGGCGCAACAAGGACAGAGUUGAUGCAAGUGGCCAUUGAACUGAAGAUGACCGACGGUCUUUUUCCUUGCAUUUCAAGCUUUGUUGUUAUGUUGGACUUCCAUUGUAAGGACGUUAAUGAGUAGCUGCAUCAACCAUAUUCUUUUUUAUUGUAUACCAUCCCUUUUUGGUUUCUGUGUCUAAUAUGAAACUUUUUCUAUGCUACUCUAAGAACAGAGUUCUGUAGUCUGUUGGUGUGCACAAGAUCUGCUAGACAUAUUCUUUCUUCUUGUUUCAUGUAGAGUGUGUAAUAGAUGAAAUAUGACCGUUUCUAUUAAAUAUAAAAGAUGCGAUGGAAUUUAUUUCAAAGCUAA